AUGAAGAAUGUGGAUCAGGAAGGAGACGAUGGGGCCAGAGAGAGGGAAACGGAUGGAGCAGGGGAGAGUAGAGGGGAUGGGGCAGGAGAGGCAGAAGGGGAUGGUGCAGGUGAGAGUGGAGGGGAUCUGGAAGGAGAGGCGAAAGAGGGUGGCGCAGAGGGGAGCGGGGGUUGUAAGCAGGCUGCAGGUGCGACCAGUGCUGUCAAUCAGAAUGCGAAUCAGGUAAAAAUGGAUGGAUGCAAGAUGGUUGUCGAGACAGCAGGAGAGGAGGUUAAUGGUGGGAGUAACACUAGUGAUUAUCACCUUGUCUGUAUCUCUGGGGAAGUGGGUACUGGACAUACUGGAAACGGGAUGAAGUGGGCCAGAACAGGGAAUGAGCAAGUGGGGUUGGAGAGUGCCGUUGUGCCAUCCUUUGACCUCAACUGUAUGCCUCCUGGGAGUUGUGGUGAUGUUGACAGUUAUGGUGAUGGGUACGGUGGUGGUGGUGAUGGUGAUGGUGGUGGUGUUGGUGGUGAUGAUAGCUGCUUUGGCUUGCAUGAGGACUUGGAAGCACAGAAACUGAUGAGUGGGCGAGCAGGGCGGCGAGGUAAGGACAGCAAAGAAAUUGUCAUCGUGAUGGUCAAUGAGGAGAUGACAAUGGAAGCAUGCAAGGAGAUGAUGCUGAGGAGGCCUGCCCCUGUAGAGAGCUCCUUCCGCCUGACCUACUACGCGCUGCUCAACCUCAUGGCUCACUCCUUCCGCCUGACCUACUACGCGCUGCUGCACCUCAUGGCUCGAUCCAAGGGGCAGUUCAAUGCAGAGCACGUCAUUGCACACUCCUUCCACCAGUUCCAGCACGACAGACAAGUACCAGAGGUGGAGAAGAGGAUUAAGCAGCUGUACGCAGAAGCAGACACGCUAGAUGCAGGCAAUGAGGAUGAGAUUCGCGAGUACAACGCGUUGCGCCUGUCCCUAGCUGAGAAGGAGAGGCAGCUCAACGAGGAUGUGUUGCGGCCUGAUAGAUGCCUGACUUCCUGCACCCGGGAAGACUGCCUCUCCUUCGCCUCACCUUCGUUCGUGCAGAUUCGGAUGGUAGACAGGCUGGACGACUGGGGGUGGGGAGUGAUCGUGAACGUAAUCAAGCAACCCUCUCAAACCAGCACCAAAUCAGCCGUCAUCGCCCCCUCGCCCACCGCCUCUGUUACCGCUGAUGCACCGCUCUCCACCACAGCAUACCUGGUGGACACGCUGCCGCUGUGCUCUCGCGUGGUGGACAGUGGAGGAGGGGACGGUUCCACAGCUCAGCUUGUGCCGCGCCCGUGCGAGCUGGAAGGGAACGAAGAGAUGCAUGUGGUGAGUGAAUGGCUUCGUCUCCCUCUCCCCGUCCCUCUGCUCCCACAGCUACACCGUGUCAGAAAGUAG
Molecule: messenger RNA, 1401 nt
Organism: Closterium sp. NIES-65
Lineage: Eukaryota; Viridiplantae; Streptophyta; Zygnematophyceae; Desmidiales; Closteriaceae
Source: the annotation of a GenBank genome assembly